AUGCUGGCCUCCAGUCGCGGAACGGCGGCAUUGAGGCGGGCGUUUGCCGCCUCGCCGGCCACGACGAUACCAGCAGCAUUCCUCGCGCCAGCAGCAGCUCUGCAACAACAGCAGCCUCGCCAAUUCUCCUCGACACCAACACGAAACUCCAAGCUCGGGCGGACACCGGUCUCGAUCCCGCCCGGCGUCAAGCUUGCCAUUAGCGAGCCGAAGCUGAAGAAGGAUCCGACGAGUUAUCUGAAGAUUUACAAGAGAACGGUCACCGUUACGGGACCUCUGGGUGAAUUGGACCUCGAGAUUCCGCCUUUUCUGAAGAUCGAUUACGAUGUCGAGGGUAGCACGGCGGUUCUGAGCGUGGAGGACUCGAAUAUCAAGGAGCAGAGCGAGAUGUGGGGCACGACAUGGGCCUACCUCCAACGCUACAUAAUGGGCGUAUCCGAAGGCCACACAGCCAUCCUCCGCCUGGUGGGCAUCGGCUACCGCGCCUCCGUCGAGCAGCGAGGCCGCCUCGAAGAGUUCCCCGGCCAAAAGUUCCUCUGCCUGAAGCUCGGCUUCACGCACCCGGUCGAGAUGGGGAUCCCGCGCGGCGUCAAAGUCACGGCGGCGAGCCCGACGCGUAUCUUGUUGGAGAGCAUUGACCGCGAGGAGAUGAUGAGCUUCGCUGGGCGGGUGCGCAAGUGGAGGCCGCCGGAACCGUAUAAGGGCAAGGGCGUGUUUAUUGAUGAUCAGACGAUCAAGUUGAAGCAGAAGAAGAUCAAAUAG
Colletotrichum phormii is the source of this 762-nucleotide messenger RNA. RefSeq names its product ribosomal protein L6. Bases 1 to 762 code for a protein of 253 amino acids. The record is from RefSeq and is a predicted model, not a curated record. Gene Ontology annotation, molecular function: structural constituent of ribosome; rRNA binding. The transcript is spliced from 3 exons. Gene Ontology annotation, cellular component: mitochondrial large ribosomal subunit; ribosome. Gene Ontology annotation, biological process: translation. Lineage: Eukaryota; Fungi; Ascomycota; Sordariomycetes; Glomerellales; Glomerellaceae.